This is a messenger RNA of Adineta steineri, 669 nucleotides long. NCBI's taxonomy places the organism in Eukaryota, Metazoa, Rotifera, Eurotatoria, Adinetida, Adinetidae. The record is from the annotation of a GenBank genome assembly.
CCAACCGACAAACCACUCCGAUUACCCUUACAAGAUGUCUACAAAAUUGGUGGUAUCGGUACAGUGCCAGUCGGUCGAGUUGAAACUGGUAUUCUCAAACCAAACAUGGUUGUUAACUUUGCUCCAUCAACCAUCCAAACUGAAGUUAAAUCCAUUGAAAUGCAUCAUGAAGCACUUGAAGAAGCUUUACCAGGUGACAAUGUUGGUUUCAAUGUCAAAAACAUCAGUGUAAAAGAUAUUAAACGUGGUUUCGUUGCAUCAGAUAUCAAGAAUGAUCCAGCUCAAGAAUCAGCUAACUUUGUCGCUCAAGUUAUCGUUCUCAAUCACCCCGGUCAAAUUGGUGCAGGUUAUGCUCCAGUUCUCGAUUGUCACACAGCUCAUAUUGCUUGCAAAUUCGCUGAAUUACUCGAAAAAGUCGAUCGUCGAUCAGGUAAAACCAUUGAAGAUGCACCAAAAUUCCUUAAAUCAGGUGAAGCUGCUAUGGUAAAAAUGAUUCCAUCAAAACCAAUGUGUGUUGAAAAAUUCGCUGAAUAUCCACCACUCGGUCGAUUCGCCGUACGUGAUAUGCGUCAAACAGUUGCUGUCGGUGUUAUCAAAGAUGUUGAAAAGAAAGCUCCAGCUGCAGCCAAAGGUGCCAAAGCUGUACCAGCUGCCAAAGGCAAAAAAUAG